AUGUUGUCAAAGGCAUUCUUCUUGCGUUCGCUAUAUAAGAAAAAUCCAGCACUGGCUAUUAAAGAAAACAAAGGAACUGAUGGGAAGAACAAAAGUAAUGAAAACAAACCUGCAACAUUGUCGCAGAAGAUUGCUGAAGCCCUAAAGAGUAUACCUAAUGUAAUAUCGACCUACAUACACCAGACAGUAGUAGCAGCGGCUUUUGGCAUGGCUUUAUUAUUCAUGACUGUCAUGGGUUUCGAUGGAUUAGCAGUUGGAUAUGGAGAAUCAUCUGGUCUUUCUGAUGCUGUGGUUGGAGCCUUCAGAUCAUAUGGAUCAGUCAUGGGUAUAUUGGGAGCACUAUCUUACGCAUUUUUUGAGCGCAAACUCGGUGUGAGAAGCGCUGGAUUACUAGGCUUUACGGUAUGAUA
This is a messenger RNA of Strongylus vulgaris, 410 nucleotides long. NCBI's taxonomy places the organism in Eukaryota, Metazoa, Nematoda, Chromadorea, Rhabditida, Strongylidae. The record is from the annotation of a GenBank genome assembly.